Molecule: messenger RNA, 456 nt
Organism: Mesocestoides corti
Lineage: Eukaryota; Metazoa; Platyhelminthes; Cestoda; Cyclophyllidea; Mesocestoididae
Source: the annotation of a GenBank genome assembly
AUGCGUCCAGCCGCAUGUUCUUCAACCUAUGCAUCCGACCGUCUAACAGGAGUUCGAGCAAUCGAUUCCUGGAUUCAAACCAUCAGCAGCUGCUGCUUCUCUGUCACCUGGCUGCAUCCUCCAAGCAUAUCCCUCUUCUCAGGCCAAGCAGGAGAUCGUUACAACACGCCACUGGACUCGCCCAUGGUCCGAUCUCUGCAGAAUCUCAUUAAGUCGGCACAACUGGCCAGGACUGCGUCGUCAUCGAACUCUGGUUCCAGUGGCGAAAGUGCUGGUGUGCGCUUGAUUGCAACGCUAGUUCAAUCCCCGCUAACGCAUUACGGACCAACCAGAUGGGCUGAUCUGCCCGGAGGCCUCCAAGCUAUGGAGCAUCUGAAGGACGCGCACAUGAUUACUCUGAGGCACCUUCUUUCCUGUGAACAGAGCUCGUGGGUUGCCAGAGAAGUGACAUGCUAG